AUGGCUGUCAAAAUCUCGAUUUCAGCUCUCUUCUUUUUCUGCCUCCUCCUCAGAUCCUCUGCUACGCCUAGAAGGCACAUCAGGGCUCACCACCCCUGCAAAAAAAUGGUGUUUUACUUUCACGACAUCAUUUACAAUGGCAAGAACUCCAAGAAUGCAACUGCUGCAAUAGUAGGAGCACCGGCUUGGGGCAACAAGACCAUAUUGGCCACACAAAACCAUUUUGGCAAUUUAGUUGUCUUUGAUGACCCAAUCACUUUAGAUAACAAUCUACACUCUACCCCAGUAGGCCGUGCCCAGGGCUUCUAUAUUUAUGACAAGAAAGAUGUAUUCACUGCUUGGCUCGGGUUCUCCUUUGUUUUCAAUUCCACUGAGCAUAAGGGUAGUAUUAACUUUGCUGGAGCUGACCCACUGAUGAACAAGACUAGGGACAUUUCAGUGACUGGUGGAACUGGAGACUUUUUCAUGGCUAGAGGGGUGGCAACUUUGAUGACUGAUUCAUUUGAGGGAGAAGUAUACUUCCGGCUUCGCGUUGAUAUUAAGUUAUAUGAGUGUUGGUAA
Messenger RNA from Ilex paraguariensis (yerba mate), 561 nucleotides. Lineage: Eukaryota; Viridiplantae; Streptophyta; Magnoliopsida; Aquifoliales; Aquifoliaceae. The record is from the annotation of a GenBank genome assembly.